AAAUUAUAAAAAUAAACACCCUCCGGUCUCGGUCUGAUGGCUCAUAACUUUGGAAUUCUCUUUCUCGUUUCUGGAUACGAUUCACAGAAACGCCUCCAUCACAGUUUCUUCCCCAUCUCCCAUCUUCUUCGCUCUAGCUACCGCCGCCAGCUCGCGGAUCUCCGGCGCCACCCCUUCUCGAAUCAGACCUGCUCGACUCAGCUCUCCGAUCUCCGAUCUCCAUCGCCGCCAACUCUCCGUUAGGUUUUCUACAGAGAUAAAAGAAGUAAUUAGCGUCUAUAAAAAUGGAUCCCGAUUCAGUUAAAUCGACCCUGCAAACUCUAGCAUUUGGAAAUGUAAUGGCUGCAGCUGCUCGUGAUUAUCAGAAGGAAGUUGCAGCUUAUGAAAAGGCGCAAACAUCAUCGUCUGUUAAUGAGGAGGUUGAUCUAGAUGAUUUGAUGGAUGAUCCUGAGCUGGAAAAACUGCAUGCAGAUAGGAUUGCAGCUCUUAAGAGAGAAGCUGAAAAGAGACAAUCAUUAACUAAAAAAGGGCAUGGAGAGUAUAGGGAGAUAACUGAAGGAGACUUUUUGGGUGAGGUCACUUCCAGUGAAAAGGUCAUUUGCCAUUUCUACCAUCGGGAGUUCUAUCGCUGCAAGAUAAUGGACAAGCAUUUGAAGUCUCUUGCAACAAGUCAUCUUGAUGCCAAAUUUGUUAAGCUAGAUGCAGAGAAUGCCCCGUUCUUUGUGACAAAACUAGGAAUCAAGACAUUGCCAUGUGUCAUAUUGUUCAGAAAAGGAAUUGCAGGAGAUAGGAUUGUUGGGUUUCAAGAUCUUGGAGGAAAAGACGAUUUCAGCACAAGGAAGUUAGAAGCUUUAUUGAUCAAGAAAGGUAUAAUUGAGGAGAAGAAAAAAGAUGAGGAUGAAGAAGCUGAAUAUGACGAAAGUAGACGUAGGACAGUCAGAUACUCUGGAAUUCAUGAUUCCGACUCUGAAUGAUAAAAAAAAGAGAAACUUCUGAAAAAUAUUAAUUCCAUUUCCAAAUCUUAUCUAUUAAAAUUUUGCAAAUUUGAAGUAUGGUGUGUUUACGUAUAAAUAGUCUCUAGGUCAUGUUCAUCAUCAAAAUGUGGGUAUUUCUGUCGGGGUUGUGUAUUAGCUUUGUGAAGUUUUGUAGUGGAAAUUCAUAUGCAUGAAUUCCUUGAGAGUUAUCAGUUUUAAUGCUUUAAAUCAACAUUGACUUUUUAUUCAA
This is a messenger RNA of Lactuca sativa (garden lettuce), 1224 nucleotides long. RefSeq names its product thioredoxin domain-containing protein PLP3B. The record is from RefSeq and is a predicted model, not a curated record. NCBI's taxonomy places the organism in Eukaryota, Viridiplantae, Streptophyta, Magnoliopsida, Asterales, Asteraceae.